This is a messenger RNA of Puntigrus tetrazona (Sumatra barb), 1637 nucleotides long. Its product is annotated as protein PRRC2C-like. Bases 6 to 1637 code for a protein of 543 amino acids. NCBI's taxonomy places the organism in Eukaryota, Metazoa, Chordata, Actinopteri, Cypriniformes, Cyprinidae. The record is from RefSeq and is a predicted model, not a curated record. The transcript is spliced from 2 exons.
CGAGAAUGGAGAGGCAACGAGAAUUGGAGAAACAGAAAGAGCAAGAGAGGGAAAGACAGAGACAGUUGGAAAGGCAGAGAGAACUGGACAGGCAAAGGGAACUUGAGAGGCAACAAGAGUUGGAGAGACAACAGGAAAUUGAAAGACUGAGGGAGAUUGAAAGGCAAAAAGAGCUUGAAAGACAGAAUCAGAGAGAGCUGGAGAUUGAGAAAUGGAAGCGACAGAAAGCAGAGGAGAGAGAGACCAAGAAAGAGCUGGAAGAACUUGAGAGGAUCAAGGAGCUUGAGAGACAACAGCUUUUAGAUUUUGAGUUGCAGAGACAGCGGGAAAAGCAACUUCAGCAAGAGCAAGUGAAACAGAGAUCAAAAAAAGAGCGAGAAGACAGACAGAAGCAGUCUGAACGGCAGAGAGCAUCAGAAAGACAUUGGAUGGAGACAGAGCAAGAGAAGUCUAUGCCUACAUCUCCACUUCGGCCAAAAGUUCUAGAUCUGGAUGCGGUGUCUCUUGGUUUUAGGACUGGUCGAGACAGCCAUGAGAAUAGCCCCACCGCCCGAUGGAAGCAGCCCUCCCUUCAUCCUAAUGAGCUUUACAAACCUGGCAUUUUAGAUAUUGACUCAUUCAGGAGUCAAACCCAACCUGAUACCUUCUCUUCAACUGGAUUUGGAGGUUUAGAGUCAGGAAGUAUUGGUUCAUUAAUUCAAGCUCGUCCACAGGCCACACAACCAAAUGUUCUUCAACCCCAAUCAGCAUGUCAAGUUCAGUCUCCUCCUCAGUCCCAGUUUCAACCUCAGACCCAGGCUUUCUUCCAGCCCUCUCCAGCAGAACGAAUGAGAACUCAACUCCCACCACCUCUGCAACCUCAAAUUCUGCAUCAAACCCAACCUCACUCACUGCCGUUUGCUACAGAAAGAUCUAGGCCACAAACACACUCAUUGGUUGAGACCUUAGAUUGGACGUUUGUUGCUCAGCAGCCAAAUAAUGCUUGGGGACAUACUAAAGCAGAAUUGGCUGUAGAUGAGCCUCUUUGGGUAUCAGCCAUGGAAGGAUCCAGAAGACCAGUUAGCACCAGACCUGGUGGCCUUGAGCAGCAAUUCUUGCGCCAUGAGGACAGAGGUUCAAGUAACAUUUUUCCACCAAGUUCGACCUAUUCCACAAGUCCAGUCUUCACUCCGGUACUGCAUACCACUAUUUCACCACCCAUAGUUCCAACUCAAACUCCUAUGUCAACUGCACAAUCAAGUCUUGGACCAAUUCAAACUCCCGUGCCAACUGCACAGGCAGGUUUUGGACCUAUUCAAGCUCUUGUUCCGAUGGCACAACCACGUCCCUCUGUAGUCCCCGUACUGACCCCAGAGAAAUGCUGGACCUCAGACCCUUUAAAUGUGGGGUCAAAUGGAGCUUUGGUUCCUCCUCCCACAAAGCCAUUAUCUAAGAAAGAGACUUUAGUACCUAUUAGUCAGGCUACAGCCUUCUCUGUCACCGAUCCUACAUGGAGUCCAAACUGGGAGCUGGCAUCCCAGGGACAGAGAGAGAACCGUGCCUCAAACAAGGACAAAGUACAACAGAAACGUUCAAGGAGUAUGUGUCGAAGAUCUGCACCCACGGAAAGCUCUGCUGAUGGUCCGCUUACCACGUGA